Messenger RNA from Salmo salar (Atlantic salmon), 3408 nucleotides. It is a transcript of the gene chadlb, whose product is annotated as chondroadherin-like b. Gene Ontology annotation, cellular component: plasma membrane. The record is from RefSeq and is a predicted model, not a curated record. Gene Ontology annotation, molecular function: protein binding. Lineage: Eukaryota; Metazoa; Chordata; Actinopteri; Salmoniformes; Salmonidae.
CUGCGGUCUAAACUGCUUAUCCCCGGGGGGACACUGACACACAGGCUUUGCCCUAGGAAAUUCCACCGUCUCUUAUUUCUCCCCCCUCUCUCACAACUCUCUCUUUCACUCAAAAUUCACAACGGUCUAUGAUCAUUGUAGAUGGAGACAACUUUGAAAAGUGUUAAAACAGUUUUUCAAUUGCUAAGUAGUAACAAGUAGGCUAGUGGUCAACAAGGAUUACAUAGUUUUGGUUGGAUUUAUCUGGAAACUUUCCUCGUUUCAGAUGUAUUCGAUGGACUGCCCCGCAGCCUUGAGGUCUCUGCUGAUACUACUCUUGGCCAUCCCGGGGGCGCACCUUGGCAAGUGCCCAAAGGAGUGCAUAUGUGACCAAAUCUCACUCACUGUUACCUGUGUCAACAAAAACCUGACAGAGGUGCCUCCCACAAUCGACGAGAUCACAGUGAAACUGGAUCUGAAAAGCAACUACAUCCAGGAGCUGCCAUCAGGUUCGUUCAAACACACGCCGUACCUGACACACCUGUCCUUGCAGCGCUGCAAUCUCCGCACCGUGAAGGAGGGGGCGUUCCGUGCUCUGGGCCGUCUCGUCUUCCUCAACCUGGCCAACAACAACAUGGAGAUCCUCUAUCAGGAGUCGUUUGACGGUCUCUCCUCACUGAAGCAGCUGCUGAUUGACCGUAACCGAGUGGAGGAGAUCCAGCCAGGGGCCUUCUCUCAGCUGGGGUUCCUCAACCUGCUCUCCCUCACCCACAACCAGCUCACCUAUAUCCCCAACAUGGCCUUCCAGGGCCUGCAGAACAUAAAGUGGCUACGCCUUAGCCACAACUCUGUUAACUACAUGGCCACUGAGGCCUUCGCAGGCCUGUUCACCCUCACGCGCCUCAGCCUCGACCACAACGAGCUGCAGUUCUUUCCUACUGAGACCAUGACCAGACUCCCAGAGGUGACCCGUCUGGACCUCAGUUUCAACCCCAUGACCUUCCUGGGUGAGGAGACUGUCUCCAUGAACAAACUCACACACCUCUUCAUGGACCACAUGUCCCUGCAGGACCUGUCCCACACGGCCGUGUCACUGUCCCCCUCUCUCACCCACCUGGACCUCAGCCACAACCAGCUCCGUGUACUCCAGCCCUUCACUCCAGCCUCCCCCAAGCUGGCCCGCCUUAACCUGUCUGGAAACCCCAUCUACUGCAACUGCUACCUGCUGCCGCUGAGGGAGUGGGGCAUCCGGAAGAAGGUGAAGCUGAUGGGGGCUUGCGGGGGACCGGCUCACUUCUCUGGGGAGAACCUGGAGGCCAUCCACCCCCGGGACCUGCGCUGCCAGAGCCAGGAGGCCAUGCUGAAGGCUGAGUUUGAGGAGCAGACCAGGGUGAUGUCGCCCCCCACCCCCGAGCCCAUCAACAAGGUCAAGUGUCCUGCCAACUGUGCCUGUGAGGGUGAGACACACCACUCCUCCUGUGAGAACCGCGGCCACACCAAAGUCCCCCUCGGCUUCUCCCCCGACACGCGCCUCCUCGACCUGCGGGGCAACCACUUCCACUACAUCCCUGCCAACAGUUUUCCCGGCGUUGCCAAGGUAGUCUCCCUCCAUCUACAGCGCUGUAAGAUUGUGGAGGUGGAGCCUGGUGCAUUCCAUGGCAUGAAAGGGCUGGUCUACCUUUACCUCUCCGAGAAUGAGCUUGACUCCCUCAACCCCGACGCCUUCAAGGGCAUGCCUCAGCUCACCUACCUCCACUUGGAGAAGAACAAAUUCACAGUCUUCCCCAAGGGGGCCUUCAAGCUGCUGCCUGGCCUGCUGGCCCUUCACAUGGAAAACAACUCCAUCGCCAAGCUGGAGCCAGGGAUCCUGAAUGGGGCGGAGAAGCUGAGGGGGCUCUAUCUGACCUCCAACUUCAUCAAUGGUGUGGCCCCCAGGGCAUUUGACCCGGCCCCCGACCUCGACACUCUUCACUUGGGAGGGAACAAGCUCAAGGAGGUUCCCAGUGAUGCGUUAGCGAAGACAGGCAACCUGGGAGAGUUACGGUUGUCUGGGAAUCCCAUUCGCUGGAUUGGACCGCAUGCUUUCCAGCCAUUAGCUAGGGCACUGAAGGAUCUGUAUUUGGACGGCAUGGGUUUGGAGAAGAUGUCUAAGGACUCUCUGGCAGGGCUGGGUGCUGGUCUGAGGAGUCUAUACCUAGAGGGGAACCAGCUAGAGGAGGUGCCUGACUUCAACCCUCUGACGGGCCUGGAGGUCAUCAACCUGGCAGAGAACCCUCUGUUGUGUGACUGCCCCCUGCUGCCGCUACGCAUGUGGAUUGAGAAGGUGAACCUGAAGGUCCGGGCCACCUGUGUCCACCCACCUGAGCUGCGAGGCCUGAGGGUCAAGGACGUCCACGUCUUCAAGUCCUGCCCUGGAGGGGAAAGCCUGCCCUCUGCCCCCCUCCCGAAGGUUUCCAAACCCCCCAAGUCCACCAAACCCAAACCUGCCCACCUCAAUGCCCCCAGACAGGUCAAGGUGGUGAAAACCAAAACUCGCAAGAUUCAGACCCCAAAGCCCACCGUCGCCAAGAAAACCACCAAGAGAAGCAAGGUGGUUUGAUUGCACAUAGCUGUCACUAGAGGGAGCUAUAACUAUUACACGUAACUACAGGUGAGGAGAUGUAACAGUCGAGGAUGUGCCUCACUUGUCUCCCUCAAGGCUUUGACUUCUGUAGAUAUGCACAACUCAACACAGAACAGACCAACACAUACUAAGACAGACACACAGGGGUCUUCAUAGACGGAUGCUAUUCUGAAGAGGGUAGAAAAAGAUGUAGAAUUUCAAUAGUGUUGAAACUUUUCUUUAACACCAGGAUUAUACUGUAUGUUAUUUCUAUAUUGAGUGGCUUCCUGUUGAAAAUGUUCUGAAUUCAUACUAACAUUUUAAAAUGUUACAUUAUGAGAUUUAGUCCGCUAUGCUGAUGCUUGCUAGUGAAAACCAAACUGUAGGGAGCUCUAACAUUUACUUCCCAAUCUCCACAUUCCACUGUACGAACACUCACUCUAAUGGCCAUUAAUGACAUAUAGUACGUUGUAAUUGCACUUUCUUUUACCCACUUUGAAAACAUUUUUGAAUGUUACGGAGAUAGAAAUAAAGAAUGAACAAUUUUGUCAAGUGAGAUUCUUGUUCAGUGUGGAAAAAGUUUGGCAUAAUAAACAGCUCAAAGCUAGGUUCCUACCAGUACAUAACUCUACUGUCUCGGUGUGUGGUAGCGCAUGUGUUUCAUAGCAGAUCCUAGUUUAGUCAGUAAAAUGUGAAACGUGAAGGAAGGUCAUAAUUCCCACAGACACUCAGAGCAACCAGUUCACUGAAGUACUUUAAUUCAGGAUAGUAUAUACAACAACGAAAAGGAAUCUGGAUAUAAAACAAAUAAACAUUAUACAACAACA